AUGUACUUGGAGCUGGAUCAGGAUGGGCAAAAUCUAUUUUAUUACAUUCCAAUAUGAAAAAAAAAUUUGAAAAUUUUUUCAAAAAAAGAAAUGACACUUUUACCCUUGGUAUUUGUAAUGGAUGUCAAUUUUUAAGUCAAUUAAAAGAAAUAAUACCUGGUACAAAAUAUUGGCCAAUAUUUAAAAGAAAUAGAAGUGAACAAUUUGAAGCAAGAUUCA
Entrophospora candida is the source of this 219-nucleotide messenger RNA. NCBI's taxonomy places the organism in Eukaryota, Fungi, Glomeromycota, Glomeromycetes, Entrophosporales, Entrophosporaceae. The record is from the annotation of a GenBank genome assembly.